Messenger RNA from Setaria italica (foxtail millet), 2644 nucleotides. RefSeq lists its product as uncharacterized. The transcript has 13 exons. Gene Ontology annotation, cellular component: Ric1-Rgp1 guanyl-nucleotide exchange factor complex; Golgi membrane. Gene Ontology annotation, biological process: retrograde transport, endosome to Golgi. The record is from RefSeq and is a predicted model, not a curated record. Bases 421 to 2064 code for a protein of 547 amino acids. NCBI's taxonomy places the organism in Eukaryota, Viridiplantae, Streptophyta, Magnoliopsida, Poales, Poaceae.
AUUUUCCCCCUCGGUACCCCGUCGAACAGCCGCGCCGCCCGCUACCCCGAUCGGUAUCGCUCGCAGCGCCCCUUCUCGUCGAGAUCCCCCGUCGAUCCGUCGCGGCGGGGCAAGGGCGAGGGCCGGCGCGGCGCCCCUGUCGUCCCCGGCACGCCUUCCUUGCUCGGUUUCGGACGCCGGCGCGGCUCCUUUCUCCGCCAGCCCUGCAGAUCCCCUCUGGACGAACGGCCGCUGGACGAAGGAACGAGCUCGGCCCGCGACCCCCUCUCCAGGCCGUCUCCCUUCUCCAAGCAGCGACGUCCCCUCCGGGCGACCGUCUUCCUCCCAUCCGGCGCCCCUGCUCCAGCAGCUCCAGGCCGGCCGCUCCAGAGUGGUGGAAAAUCUGUCAAGUUAGAGGUACUGAUCUGAUACUCUGAUGAGAUGUCACUGAAACUUCAACUUCCGCAAGGGCUUUCCUUCUUAAGAAGUGUUGGAUGGUUAGAAGAUCGGAAGGUUGGUUCAGCUGCCAAGCAGCAAUUAUCCCCAACAUUGAAGCUCCAGACAGAUAAGGAGGUGUACAGGCCCGGUGAUUCAGUCAUUGUGACUGUAGAAAUCCAUAGCCCAGCUAGUUUGAAGGACGAUGCUGGGCAGGCAGUGUCGGGCGAAGAUGCUUCCUCACUAUUGCUAGAUGUGCUUUCCUUCGAACUUAAAGGGAUUGAGAAGCUGGACAGUCAAUGGUUCUCUGUUCCAAAGCCCUUACCAGGAUCUAAACAAAGGAGAGGUGAACAUAUGUUUCUGGAUUGUUCAGCACUGUCACUGGUCUCUAAAGUAAUAAUUGCUUCAGGGCAAACAAAAACGUACAUUGUACGUGUGGAGCUCCCAAAGAUUUUACCACCAUCUUAUAGGGGUAUCAGUAUCCGCUAUUUUUAUUAUGUUCGGAGUGCCUUAUUUGGAAGGUUGGUGGUACUGGGUAAUGGAGACCAAAACAAAAGACCUGUGAAUAGUUCAAUUCAAUUGGAAGCUCGAGUCCCAUUACAGAUAUGUGUUUCCCAGAAAAGCAGCAACCUGCUAAAUGAAGAAGGGACUUUGCCAUUUGCAAUUGAUCAACUGGGCAUAUUUUGGAGGGAAAAAGAUGAAGAUUCAGAAUGGAUCAAAGCAAAUGAUAAUGCUGAUCUAGAAGAAGGAUAUGAUAGUUCAAAAGAUGAAGUUUCAUCUGUUUCCUCAUACAACCCUUCCAAAGCAAAUCCUGAAUUCUCCCUCAGGAACUCAUUGUCGAUGCAAUCUCUGUCAUCACGCCUCUCCACAAGUGAGCCAUUUUAUAAUCAAGUAGAACGACCCAAUUUCCCAUCAUACAGCCCAAUUCCUCGAUUGUCAGUGUCAGAGAUUUCAGACGACCAUGAUGGAGGUUUAGUGUCACCUCAAAGGAAGCUAAACCAUUUGCUUCCAGAUCAUCCAUCAAAUGGGCAGAGGUUUUCUCCAGAUUCGGAUGUUGGACUCCCCCUUACACCGAAAAAUGUUGAUCCGGCUGGGUCUGAAGGUUUUACGAGAGGAAGAUCUUAUAAUAUAAGAAUUGAUGACCAAGUCUUGCUUCGGUUUUCACCUAAGAAUUCGGACUCAACUUAUUACUUUGGUGAUAUGAUUGGUGGAGCACUUACCUUUUUUCAUGGAACUGGAAAGCGGAGGUGCCUUGAGGUAUCAAUAACCCUGGAAACAUCAGAAACAAUUAAUCCCCGUGCAUUACAUCCUUCAAGAAGGGGCUCGCCGACAAUAACCAAGCUGCAUAGUGAACAUCAUGAGGUUGUUGCUGAUCUUCACCAGACAAGCUUUCUCUUUUCCAUUCCCAUUGAUGGUCCUAUGUCAUUUUCUACCUCAAAGGUCACUGUACAGUGGUCUCUCCGAUUUGAGUUCUUCACAACUCCUGAAGGAACAGACCCAGCUAGGUACGAGCACCCACUCCUUGUUGAGAAAAGAGAAAAGGGUGAAUGGGUCCUCCCAAUAACUGUUUAUGCACCUCCAUUGCGUAGACGACCAACUCAUGGGAGAAACGAUAGAUCUGUCUUACCUGGAAACAUCUUCAACUCUUGAAGUGAGCUGCUGCUAACAACACCUGGAUUUUUCAUCCUUUGCUUGCCAAAGUAUAGUUCCUUUCAGCUGUAAGGAAUGCCAAAUUAUUCUGACUGCUACACUAACAUCAAAAGAAAGUUCCUCAGUUGUUCCGAGGAUGUGCAAUGUGGGGCCUAUUUGUACAAAAGCACUUCAGAAACAGAGGACAAACAGAGCAAGGAGAUUGAUCAUAAGUUGCAAUGUUUUGCAUCAAGAGGGCUGCAUUUGUUCAUUGAUUCCAGUACUUAAUUUACUUGGUGCAACAUCAAUACUGAUCAUGAAUGCCACACAAGCGAUGCAUGUUUACGUCCAGCGCUGUGUCAGGGAUGUGCCUGGUUUGUUAGACCCCAGACUUUGUUCAACAGGUGUUUUUUUUUAUUGUCACCGUGUAAAAUUAAAAAGUCUCGUAGCCUCAAAGGAAGAAAAAGAUGUAAUUGACAGAUGGACUCAUUUGGGGUGCCUAUAUGCUAUUACAUUGUUAAAUAGUACACGUGAGACAUUUGGCCAUUAAUUCCUUUUAUUUUGUGGAAAAAAUAAUAUUAUACAGUGGUUCUCACGCUCA